CAUGAAAAACAAAAUGUCGUCAUCUUGCAGAACCAUGCAGUGUUCCUCUGGGGAUAGCUGCCCAGAAUGGACAUACUGAGACAGUUCAGAGACUGUUGGAGGCAGGAGCCAACGUCAACCGCCAGAACAAGAGUGGUCAGACUCCAGUCUGGUCUGCCUCCUGGAAUGGUCAUACAGCUGUAGUUCAACUGCUGAUAGAGAAUGGAGCUGACAUCAGUAUCUGUGAUAAGGCAAAGUUUCAUAUGAGACAAAGAUAUAGGGAUGGUCAAGAGGGACACUCUGAUGUAGUGGACAUUCUGCUAGAGGCUGGUGCUGAUGUCCACCAGGCCACCACCGAGGAUGGUGAUGUUCCUCUGGGGAUAGCUGCCCAGAAUGGACACACUGAGACAGUUCAGAGACUGUUGGAGGCAGGAGCCAACGUCAACCACCAGAACAAGAGUGGUGCGACUCCAGUCUGCUAUGCCUCCGGGAAUGGUCAUACAGCUGUAGUUCAACUGCUGAUAGAGAAUGGAGCUGACAUCAGUGUCUGUAAUAAGAAUGGUGCCAGUCCACUCUAUAUGGCCAGUCAAGAAGGACACUCUGAUGUAGUGGACAUUCUGCUAGAGGCUGGUGCUGAUGUCCACCAGGCCACCACCAAGGAUGGUGAUGUUCCUCUGGGGAUAGCUGCCCAGGAGGGACAUACUGAGACAGUUCGGAGACUGUUGGAGGCAGGAGCCAAUGUCAACCACCAGAACAAGAGUGGAGGCACAGCCUUGCUCGUUGCAGGAUGGAAAGGUCACUCAGAGGUGGUGAAACUACUGCUAGGAGCUGGGGCCAGAGACAUUCCUAAUAAGUUAGACCACAGAGACACUAUGAUGAGUGUCCUCAUGAACCACAGGGUGUACAUAGACACAAGUGUGUGUCAAACCUAUUCUAGGACUUUUUUCAAAGGAAAGAGAUCUAUCCCAGGAUGGAGACACUGCUCUGAGUAUGGCCAGAGCCUACAACCACAAUGAUGUGGUACAGUAUCUACUGCAGCACCAGCCAAAGUGAAAAGUAGACAUUCUAGCACUGUUACAAGCACAUAGUUAUUACACUGCAUAUGUUUUACAUAAAAAAAUUGACUCUCUGCUUAAAAUACUAUGUAUGUAGAUGCAA
Geodia barretti is the source of this 1137-nucleotide messenger RNA. The record is from the annotation of a GenBank genome assembly. NCBI's taxonomy places the organism in Eukaryota, Metazoa, Porifera, Demospongiae, Tetractinellida, Geodiidae.